Eutrema salsugineum is the source of this 627-nucleotide messenger RNA. Its product is annotated as abscisic acid receptor PYL3. Lineage: Eukaryota; Viridiplantae; Streptophyta; Magnoliopsida; Brassicales; Brassicaceae. Bases 1 to 627 code for a protein of 208 amino acids. Gene Ontology annotation, cellular component: cytoplasm; nucleus. Gene Ontology annotation, biological process: abscisic acid-activated signaling pathway. The record is from RefSeq and is a predicted model, not a curated record. Gene Ontology annotation, molecular function: abscisic acid binding; signaling receptor activity; protein phosphatase inhibitor activity. The transcript has a single exon.
AUGAACCCUAAUCUUGCUCCAAUCCACGCUUCAUCAAUACAAUCAUCAUCAUCAUCAAUAUCAUCAACACCAUACGGACUAACAAAGGAAGAAUUCUCAACACUAGAUCCCAUCAUCCGUACACACCACACGUUCCCAAGAUCGCCAAACACGUGCGCGUCCCUCAUAGUACACCGCGUAGACGCACCAGCACGUGCCAUAUGGAGAUUCGUCCGCGACUUCGCAAAUCCAAACAAAUACAAACACUUCAUCAAAAGCUGCACCAUCAGAGGUAACGGUAAAGAGAUUAGCGUCGGGACGAUAAGGGAAGUUAGCGUGGUGUCUGGUCUUCCAGCGUCAACAAGCGUUGAGAUACUCGAAGCCCUAGACGAAGAGAAACGAAUCUUGAGUUUUCGUGUUCUUGGAGGAGAACACCGGUUAAGAAAUUACCGGUCGGUUACAUCGGUUAACGAGUUCGUCGUCUUGGACAAGGAUAAGGUCAAGAGAGUGUACAGUGUGGUGUUGGAGUCGUACAUUGUUGAUAUACCAAAAGGUAACACGGAGGAAGAUACGAGGAUGUUUGUGGAUACUGUCGUUAAAUCAAAUCUACAAAAUCUCGCCGCCGUUUCCACGGCUUCUCCGACCUGA